Molecule: messenger RNA, 2794 nt
Organism: Ctenopharyngodon idella (grass carp)
Lineage: Eukaryota; Metazoa; Chordata; Actinopteri; Cypriniformes; Xenocyprididae
Gene: dedd2
Product: death effector domain-containing 1
Exons: 7
Coding region: 360-1469 (369 amino acids)
Biological process (GO): regulation of apoptotic process; apoptotic process; extrinsic apoptotic signaling pathway via death domain receptors
Cellular component (GO): nucleolus
Molecular function (GO): DNA binding; protein binding
Source: RefSeq, a predicted model, not a curated record
UCAUAUGGGAGCCAUUUUCCUCCAAAUACACAUAUGACGAUCUGCGACUGUGCGGGGAGGGGAUCCGUCCACAGAACUGGCUGACGCUCGAGCGUUGUUUUUCCCAGUUGAGUAGUGGGUGGUAUUUAGAAAGGUUAGCGCAAGAGUGUAAGCACAAUCCAGAUACAUAGUUUGGUACAGGGCUUCUAUUCUCUCAUCUCAAACGUGACAUUACAUAAGGAGUACACGUGACCCUGCGCGAGAGGAACGUUUGACAGCAGUUGGAACGACUGUGAGGGUGGGUCACCGCAGAAACGCUGUUCGAAUCAAAAUAACUGGGCUGUUUCCACUACGAACGUGUCACAUUUAGACAUUUCUUCAUGGCUUCAGCGCAGUGCACAAGAUAUUCCCUGUACUGGGAGGAGACUGAGUGCAUGAGCUACUAUGAGAUGCUGUCCCUCCAUGAGAUCUUUGAGAUCGUGGGCUCCCAACUCACAGAGACUGAUGUUGAGGUUUUGUCCUUUCUCCUCGAUGAAGCCUAUCCUGGAAAACAUCCCCUCGAUCCAGAGGGGUGGACUGAAGAUUUACCUCCAGGGCCUGAUGGAUCUCCACAGGGUAAUUCUCCAUGUCCUCGGCUUCUGAAGACAUGGCGAAGAAUACAGCCGCAGAAUGAGCCGUGCCCCGUCGCCUGUCGCCAUCGACCCAAGAGUGGCGUUGAACUGCUGUUGGAGUUGGAGAGGCGAGGGUACUUGAGCGAGGGAAACCUCAGACCUUUAUUGCAGUUGCUACGGAUUCUGACACGGCAUGAUGUCCUGCCCUUUGUCUCACAAAAGAAAAGAAGAACAGUGUCUCCAGAGCGAGAGAAAAUAGACUACCCAGAGGUGGAUACCAGACGGGACACACAAAUCAGCUCAAACACCGAUAUGCCAUCCUUUGAAAACACACAAGAUCACCAGUGGAGAGCAGGGGCUGGCUCUUCCGUGACAACAACCACCCCUGUCCGACGGAAGCGAGGUAGAGGUCGCCACUGGAGAAGAAAAUCUGGGGGAAAGCCUGAAAUCCAGCCUCAGCCAACACCCAACAAAGUGACCUGCGAUAUCCGACUACGUGUACGUGCGGAGUAUUCAGAGCACGAGUCGGCCCUUCGUGGAGGAGUUUCUUCAGACAAGCAGCAGCCAUUGGAGAGGCAGUUUGAACUGUUCAGCCGAGCGAGCCUGCUGCUCCGCGCUCGGGAUCUGGGCUCUAUUGUCUGUGACAUCAAGUUCUCGGAACUUGCCAACCUAGAUGCCUUUUGGGCCGACUACCUGAGCGGGGCUCUGCUUGAGGCACUGAAAGGGGUCUUCAUCACAGACUCUUUGAAAAGGGCAGCGGGACAGGAGGGGGUCCGGCUGCUUGUCAGUGUGGAUCAGGAUGACUAUGAGGAGGGCAGGAAACUGUUGCUUAGCAGCCAGACACAUAAUGGGAAAAACUGGGAGCCUCAAAGGCCCUGAGAAAUGUCAGUUUCACCCGGGACCUUCAGUUGUGAUGGAUGAAGAAGAUGUUUUGCCUUUUUAUUUCAUUGCCCAUUGAGUGUUGGUGACCCUGCUGGGAUGGAGAGCCUAUUGGAGGAGACUAGAUUAAACUGGGCAGUCGUUUUGUUGACAGUUUCUGGAGUAAAAUGAUUCUUGACCGUUCAGAGGUUAGGUUCAGAUGUGGGGCUGUUUCUCUCUACUGCAGGUCAGUUUAAACAUGGACGAACACACAAUACUAAACCCAUAAAAAAAAACUAAAACAGGAGGAAGGUUCUGCAUCUAUGAAUACCACUUACUCUGCCCCAGGUGGUAUGUGGAUAGAAUUUUUUUUUUUUUUUUUUUUUUUUUUUUUCCCUCAAAUGUAAUGACCUACAGUGAACCCUGGAAUUCAAGUUUAAUGUUAAACUUUGUUUUGGAAAUGUAAAAUAACCUCUUUCUUUGAUAAAAGAUAGAAAGGAUGGGAAUACACAACAAAUAUGUACUGUAACUCAAAAGGAUUUACAAAUCAAUCCACAAAAGAAAAAAAACAUUAAAUUGUAUAAUUAACAAAAAAGAUAAGGAUUUUUAUUUUUAUCAUAUCUCCUGCUAAUGCUAACUUAAUUCUUAAUUCUAAGUUUGUCCUGGUAACGAUGCUUUAGAAGACCAAAGUCACACUUCCACCAUCGGGCCGGCGGAUGUGUUGCAUAACCGAACUGCUCCAGAGUGGUCUGUUGUACUGCUUAUAAGAGUCACAAAGAUGACUUUAUAAAGUACUUGACUGGACCAGGUCAAUCAACUUUGCCAAAAUUUGGAAAUGCCACAAGAUGGAGUAGAGAUUCAUGAUCUAUUUCAACAAAGAUUUUCUACAGUGUGCACCACUGUGAGACUACAUUUGUCCCAACAACUCCAUGUUACCAUGCUGUUCAUCUCAGAAACAAGGUCAGCAAGUCAUGGAUUAUCAGGGCCUUUGGAUGUCUUUGUAAAUUGCUGAUAGAAAAAAUGAUAGUUAAUUAUAAUUAGAUGAGUGCUGAUUUGACACCAGCCUUGACACACAACCAGACUAACCUCUGGUCCUGUUUCUAGAAUUUGUUUCCCUUUUUGUUAUAUUUGUACCUUUAUGACAAAAAGAUAAAAGUUCAGUAGUAGUUAGUGGUAAUUCAUUUUGAAACAGUCUUGUCAUAUGACUGAUAGUAAUUGAAUUGGGAGUGGAAAAUUGAACACUUUUGUGUUUUCAUGUUUUUGUUUAUAAUGAUAUUACUUGAUAUUGUUUUGGAAUAUGUACAUUUACGUAAAUAUGAUUCUUAAUAAAGUACUGUCAGAAAAUA